Messenger RNA from Cladophialophora immunda, 1227 nucleotides. RefSeq lists its product as uncharacterized. The transcript has 4 exons. Gene Ontology annotation, molecular function: oxidoreductase activity. The record is from RefSeq and is a predicted model, not a curated record. The coding region runs from base 1 to 1017 and encodes 338 amino acids. NCBI's taxonomy places the organism in Eukaryota, Fungi, Ascomycota, Eurotiomycetes, Chaetothyriales, Herpotrichiellaceae.
AUGGGCUCAGCGCAAGUUCUCAAAGUCAUCCCCACUCACUCUACUUUCACUGCUGAGGUAGAGGGCGUUGACUGGAGCUCGGACUUGUCGGACGAUGUAUUUCAAGAAAUCCAAGCGGCGUUAGAUCAGUAUGGAGUGCUCGUGUGCCGGAACGCCGGUCUUGAUGAUGCCCGGCACAUUGCUUUUGCCAAAAGAUUCGGCGAGCUCGACGACAUGUCACCACAUGUAAAGAAUGGCUAUAAACUCCGCAUUCCAGUGGAGCUCUUCGACAUCAGCAAUAUCGACAGUGAGGGUAACGUUUUCAGUGAGCGGGACCCAGCUAAAUUAGCAAUGGCCAAGGGCAACACUUUGUGGCAUGCCGACCUUGCGUUCAAUGCACGCCGUACGGGGGUAUCCAUUUUACGAGCGCAUAAGCUUCCUCCCAAGGGCACGGGUGGAGAGACGGAGUUCCUGGAUGCCCGUCAAGCGUACGAUGACUUGUCCUCUGCGAUGAAAGACAGGCUAGAGCCGUUGGUCGCCAACAAUUCGCUCAUGCUCAAUCGAAAGAUGGCUGCCCCCGACUUCUUCAAAGACAUCGAGCCCGAGGAUUUCCCCAUGGCAAAGCACAAGAUCGUGGUACCACAUCCGGCGUCUGGCCGCAAAACCCUUUAUCUGACUACAUACUGUCACCAUUUCGACGGCAUGUCUUUCGAAGAAUCUCAGGCAUUGCUGGACGAGCUGUGGGCUCAUUGUACGCAGCCAAAGUACAGAAAGACCGUCGAAUGGCAGAACGACGGUGAUCUUGUGAUGUGGGACAACACGGCAGUCUUGCACCGGGCGCAGGCGGGCGCCCAAUACAUUGGACGAUACCCACGAGACAUGCGAAGAGCUUCCGUGUUCGACAUGGGACCAUUCGGCUGGGGCCUCAAUGACCCCAACGUGCCCAUGCGACAAGGCCUGGACUGGAAGAAAGCCGAAAAGGCCAAGGAAUCUGCAGAGAUGACCAGAGCCAUCUCCGUGCAGACCAUGCAAGCAUAAUUCUUCGCCUGGCUAGGUCAUCGUCAUGUUAGCUUUCCAUCUUUCUCUCCUCCUUCCUAUCGGUCUCUUCAUUGAAGUGGGCAAAGCUUACGCCAGACUUUCCCACCGAGGACUGGAAGAAUGUGAAUAUCUUUGGCGAGGGGCCGAAGAGGCCUCAAAAUAUUGGAUAGCUUAGCAGCUCCGAUAGCAAAGCAGCUUUUGGCAGGCGUG